Messenger RNA from Erythranthe guttata (spotted monkey flower), 598 nucleotides. NCBI's taxonomy places the organism in Eukaryota, Viridiplantae, Streptophyta, Magnoliopsida, Lamiales, Phrymaceae. The record is from RefSeq and is a predicted model, not a curated record.
UUAUUUUUAGGUGAAAGAGAAAGGGGUAGAGCCUACUGCUUCUGAGUUAUUUUUGAUGAUUCACAAAACGAAACAGAAUAAUGAUUGGGUUGAUGGAAAAUCAAAAUCUGUCUGGGCUAAAUUUCAAACCAUCGUCAAGAGUCGUCAUUCAAGUGACAUGUCUGGGACACAGGGUGUUGGCGAAGGAAAUGAAGACGCAAGAAUCGAAAAUCAAGAGGAAGACGAAGAAGAAGAUGAAGAUGAUGCAUUCAUGGCAAUAGCAUCCGCUCUUCCUAAAGAAGUUAUUGAUAAAGCGUGGCUCGAGGCAGUUGGAGGGCCAAUAAAAGGAAGAGUUUACGGUCUCGGAUCGGAGUCCAGUUCUGUUGUACAAGGAGGUGGUCCUACAUUUCAUGCUCCAACCGGUUCUUCUUCAGCAUCAUCUGUACCUUCUCAAUGCGUAUUUGAAACGCCUUCAUUCGAAGAAGCUGUUAAUCGAGCGGUGGAACAAAAAUUAACCGAUAUGCAGGCUACUUUUCAAGAGGAAUUGCAAGCCUUGAAAACAACCAUUCAAGAGAUGCGUGAAAGACAACGUGGAGAAGCUAAUAGAGAUGGACAGUAG